Arachis stenosperma is the source of this 1117-nucleotide messenger RNA. RefSeq lists its product as uncharacterized. The transcript has 5 exons. The record is from RefSeq and is a predicted model, not a curated record. Lineage: Eukaryota; Viridiplantae; Streptophyta; Magnoliopsida; Fabales; Fabaceae. Bases 515 to 820 code for a protein of 101 amino acids.
AUUCCCUUGCCCUGAGCGCGAGUCCUGAGCCCUAACCCCACGCCUCCCAGGCUCCCACCCCCAAUCGAAACUCUCAAGUCUCAGCCUCUCCCAAUCACGCUCUGCCGCUCUCUUCUCAGAAUCGCGCUCUGCCGCUCUCCUCUCAGAAUCGCGCUCUCCUUGGUCGCGCUCUCCUCUCUACAGUGGCGCUCUCCUCUCUCGGCGGCGAACCCACGUUCCUCCCAGUCUGCCGCCACGUUCUUCGCGGACAGAGCACCACGAAGCUCCAGCCACAGCCUGAACGACCCUCACACACAGCAGUAGCAGCCUAGCAGAGCGCGACCCUCAUCCCUUGCACCCAGCGCCAGCAGUAGCAGAGCGCGACCCUCAUCCCUCGCACCCAGCGCCACCAGUCACCGAUUCAAGUCUCCCAUCCACUGAUUCAACACAGCACCCAGCCACCCACCAGUCACCGAUUCAACAUAGCACCCACGUUCCUCCCAGUCUCACGCCCAGCCACCGAUUCAAGUUAGGCAUGGAGCCUGAGCCACCGAGUCAGGUAUUGUUGCUGGAUAAAUUAUUGUUGCUUGUUAAAUUAUUUUUGCUAGAAAAACCAGUAGCCAUUUGGUCCUUCAACACAAUGUUAUAUUCAUCAAAUGAAGAGCUUCGAAACUCAUCAUCUGACUUUUGGUGUGCAGUUCUCUCUUCUAGGAAAGAGGUUGAUCAAUUGCCUGUCGAAAUUGGUUGGUUUCCUGAGUACUCAGAUUUGAGAACAGCUCUUGACACUUAUGGGUUUCUUUUUGAAUUUUCAUCCAGUGGUGAACCCAAAAAUAUAGUUUGACGCCAGUUCAAGUGAGAAUAUGGGUGAAUCCGGAUUACCGCCAGUUUCUCUUCCGAAUGAAUCCACAAGCAUCAGAUCUCCGAGUGCAUUCUUCAGUGAUGGUUCUGUGCUUAAUGAUUUAAACUUCAGCUGCUUGUUUAUUGCUGGUUCUGUGCUUGAUUUAAACUUCAGUUGAGUUUAUUGCUUUUUGUUGAGGACUUGUUGGAAUCAGUUUAUUGAUGCUGGAAUAUUGUUCAGUCUAUUUUAUUUUUUCAAUCUAUUUUAUUGUUCAGUUUAUUGAAAUCAGUUUAUUGUUCA